This is a messenger RNA of Effrenium voratum, 1509 nucleotides long. The record is from the annotation of a GenBank genome assembly. NCBI's taxonomy places the organism in Eukaryota, Dinophyceae, Suessiales, Symbiodiniaceae.
AUGGCGCACGGCCGAAAUGCAGGGGCCCAUCCAUAUCGACGCCCCCACCUCGGCUGCUGCAAGAGGGACCCUUGGGCUGAGGAGCAAUCGUCAGCGUCCAGAUGGGCCUAUCAGCCCUGUGAGCCGCGCUUCCAGGGCUUCACAGCGAAGGAGUGGCGCGAUUGGGUCUUAGAGCCCGACGGGUCGACCUGGUGCGAGAACAAGAGGUACGAGGCAGAUUGCCUGGUGAAUUGGAUGGUUGGGCGCUGGGGGUUGGAGCACCUCCGGAGCGGCAGGGUGCUGGAUGUGGGUGGGGAGCCGGGGUUCUUGGCAGCAGCGCUGCUGUCUCAGGGCAUCUCCGCCACAGUUGUGGACCCUACCUGGGGCAUGACCGGCAAGGACCACUGGGCCAACGACUGCAAGUCCGCAGCGCAGUUCGGCGCAUGCCUGGAAGUCUUUCGCCGCAAUUUCGACAUGCAGUUCCUGGCCGAGCACCGGGACCUUGUGCAGGGGGCAAGCGCGGUAGUGUCACUGUAUGGCGAUGAGGCCACGGCGCCCACUGUGGCCUUUGCAUCACGCACAAAGAAGCCUUGUGCCAUCAUCCCCUGCAAUGAGUGCGUCCACUUCUAUCCGGAGUACGACCAAACCUACGAGGGAUAUUGUGAGGCGUUGCUGCAGAGCGCCUGGUGGCAGGGCGGGUCUUUGGAGCUGGUCCUUUUGGAAGGAGGGAACCGAGGCCUUGCCAGCGACACUCUGCGCCUGCGGCGGCGGGUGCAGGCGGCCGUCGCUUUGGACCUGCUGCCCGGAGAAAUCCGGACGGAGAGGCUAGCUGCUCCCUACGCCAAAGUGCUAGGGCACCCUAUGGAUGCCACCAACUUCUUGACGGUUUCCGAGCAGCUCAUGUCAAACAGCAACUUCGUUCUGGCGCUUCAUGCUGGGGCGAUCUGGUUUUACCACUGCUUUCUGCGGGACCACCUCACAGCUCGGCAUGUGACACGCAUCUACCUGGACAGGCCAUGGAGCGAGAUUCCAGAAGCGCUGGACUCCAAAGGAACCAUCGUGGCGACCGUGGAGACGGGCCCCUGGCAAAGGCGCAUGGAGCUCAGCGCUUGCAAGGGCUCCCCGCACGCCGUCUCUUUGCGGCAACUGUUUUCCACCGGAGCUUUGCACCUGGACCGAGAUUUGGGUGACGUCACGAACAAGGAAGCCCUGGAUCUUCUCUGUGCCCGCGACCUCUUCCCCAUCUCUGAGGAUAUCUCCGUGAACGGCAGUGCCAAGACAGCUGCAUUCAUUGGCCUCCAGCAGCCCUCGGCCCUAGUGGCCGAAGACUCAGAAGGCACGCUGAAUUGGCUGGAGGCCUUGCCGCCAGCAUUGAAAAAGCCCCUACAAUGGCCUGGCCGAGCAUUCUGUACCUACUUUGGCCUGCUUUGCUUGGCCAUGGGCAUCACCUCAGUUCUUGUGUGGCUGCCGUCCAACACCCUGCCUGGAGUGGCCCACCGCCGCAGCUUCCUGGUUUGCAGCUGGGCUUGA